UCUCGUCUGCCGCACUCGAUAUGUAUUGAGCACGAAUGUAGCCCUCAACUUUUGGGAAUUUUCUGCGGACUAUGGACAUAAUUCAUUAUCUGCUAGUAACAGUGGUGUUUAUUUUCAAAGUGCACGGAGGUUUUUCUCAAUGUUUACGUGGGUGCAGCUGUAUAGAUGACCGUCAUGGGAGGUCCCUCAUAUGUAUGGAGGAGGGAGCCUUUGGGACCAUACCACAGAACCUUCCAGAUGAUAUGACCAAAAUACGUAUAGAAAAAUCCCACUUCACUGAAAUACCCAGAGGUGCUUUCUCAAAGACGCCCUCCUUGGAGAACUUGUGGUUGAACUUUAAUGACAUCACGCUCAUAAACUCGAAAGGUCUGGAGGGUUUGAGGAACUUGACCGAGCUCCGUCUGCAGGGGAACAAGCUCCGGUCUCUGCCGUGGACAGUGUUCGAGGACACCACGGCUCUCAAGAUCCUGGACCUGAAGCACAACCAGCUUGAUGUCCUCCCGGAGCAUGCGUUGAAAUUUCUGCCAGGUCUCACUUACUUAGAUUUAUCCUUCAAUCGGCUUACCGUCAUAUCGAAGGAGGUUUUCCAAAACUGGCCUCUGUAUCAGAAGCUUCAGAGUGUGGAAGGAGACCAGGAGCCAACCAGCAUUGGGUCCAACGUUGUGUUGGCACUCCACAACAACUCGUGGCUCUGUGACUGCCGCUUGAAGGGCUUCGUGGAGUUCAUCAGGUCACUGAGCCCACCGAUUAUCCUCAUGAACUCUUACUUGACCUGCUCAGGGCCAGACUCUAGGGUGGGCAAGUUCUUCCAUGAGGUCGAGCUGCAGGCCUGCAUGAAGCCUGUGGUCAGCAGCCCAACCUCCAACAUCAGCCUGCCCCUGGGCACAAACCUCACACUGUGCUGCCUUGCCAAGGCCAGGCCCGAUCCCACGGUGUGGUGGACAUAUGGGCUGAAGAUAAUCAGAGGAUUUCAUGAGUCUCAGGAGAGAGUGGAUGAAGACACAAUCAGAUCCCUCCUGGUGAUUCCCUCCCUCCACACAGCUGACCGCGGUAUCUUCACCUGCACCGCUGUCAACUUCAUCGGCAACUCCUCUGUCAGUAUCUUCCUGGAUGUUCCAUCUCCUGACGACCCUCACUCGUCUCACCUCCCUGGUGCUGCGCCUGCUGCAACUAGUAAUGAAAACGUCUUCAUCGACAUCCGCAUUGCCAAACAGACAGUUCGUGGCAUCUCUAUCGAGUGGUACGCCGCCUUGGAGCGUCCUGCUGAAACCUGGUUCACCAUCCAUUUUGGCCGUGCAGAUACAGACAAGAGGGAAAUUAUCUACAUCGGCCCCGGCAUCCACUCUUACUCCGUCUCUGAUCUGCUGCCUGCCACCAAAUAUGAAAUCUGUGUGACACUCAAGAGUCAGACACCACGUCAAGGCCAGUGUAUUGUUUUUGUCACAGGAAGUGACAUCACUGAGAUGGAACAGAGGGAAAAACUGAUUCAUAUAGUGGUGAUAGUUUUGGCCAUGGUGCUGGCAGUGCCCAUAGGUAUGUUCGCCUGCACCACUGACACUAAGUUUACUUGUCUGGAGGGAAUCAUGAAAUUCUGGAAGAAGCGGCGGAGAGAGGGCAGAUCCUCAGAGAUGGAGGUAGAGAGGCAAGGCACCUUCGACAGUUUGCAGGCCGCCAGCGAUGAAGGCCUGGUUAAUAAAGACUCCAGUGAAGACAGGAAGGUGAGGAGGAGGUCAGACGACAGAGGGCUUAAAGGCAAAUCUGAACAAAGCAGGAUCACAGCUGAGUUAUAUUAAAUUACCAUUUUGUUAAAUCAGUGAAGGUAAACAUGAAACUAAUUAUUUGACAUUAUUGUCUGCCUUGGUUUUAAUCUCCUCUCUUCCUCUGUUUUAGGCCGAGGAGUGUGUUGCAAGAGUGUAAUUCAAGGAUUUGCAACCAUGUAUGUGCAGCGGUAACUCCCUCUCUGAAGUAUAGGAAACAUUUGUCUUCUUAUCAUGUUUAUCAUAUAAUGAAAUCAUGGUAUGUUUAGAUGGAAAUGAUACAUUUUGAAUUACUGCUUUAUUUAAAGCCUAUAUGAUUGAUUUGAACUAAAAAUCACUUUUCUGUUAAUAGUGUAAUGAUAAAUUACAUAAAAUGUAUUAUGUAAUUUUGGCUCAAUUUGUUUACAUUGUUAUUGAAUUUGGUCUAUUUAAAAUCUUCUC
Solea solea (common sole) is the source of this 2198-nucleotide messenger RNA. RefSeq names its product leucine-rich repeat, immunoglobulin-like and transmembrane domains 2 (gene lrit2). Bases 72 to 1793 code for a protein of 573 amino acids. The record is from RefSeq and is a predicted model, not a curated record. Lineage: Eukaryota; Metazoa; Chordata; Actinopteri; Pleuronectiformes; Soleidae. Gene Ontology annotation, molecular function: protein binding. The transcript has 3 exons.